CCGCAGCCACCGCCGCCGCCGCCUCGGAGCCCGGGCCUGGGGGGCGGUGGGGCUGCGCAUGGAGCCCCCGCCCCCCGGAGCUGCCAACACCGCCGCCGCGCUACACACAGGUACCCCUGGGAUGGCGUGAGCGCUCGCCCAGCAAUGGACCCUUCUGUGACGCUGUGGCAGUUUCUGCUGCAGCUGUUGAGAGAGCAAGGCAAUGGCCACAUCAUCUCCUGGACCUCCCGGGAUGGUGGUGAGUUCAAGCUGGUGGAUGCUGAGGAGGUGGCCCGGCUCUGGGGGCUGCGCAAGAAUAAGACCAACAUGAAUUAUGACAAGCUCAGCCGGGCCUUGCGGUACUACUAUGAUAAGAACAUCAUCCGCAAAGUGAGUGGCCAGAAGUUCGUCUACAAGUUUGUGUCCUACCCCGAGGUCGCGGGGUGCUCCACUGAGGACUGCCCACCCCAGCCUGAGGUGUCUGUCACCUCCACUGUGGCAAAUGUGGGCACCACAGCUGUACACGCCGUCCCCGGGGACACUGCCUCUGGGAAGCCAGGCACACCCAGGGGUGCAGGAGUGGCAGGCCCGGGCGGCUUGGCACGCAGCAGCCGGAAUGAUUACAUGCGCUCGGGCCUCUAUUCCACCUUCACCAUCCAGUCCCUGCAGCCGCAGCCACAGCCGCCCUCUCAUCCUCGGCCUUCCACAGUGCUCCCCAACACCGCCCAUGCAGGAGCAGCAGUGCCCCCUUCGGGGAGCGGGAGCACCAGCCCAAGCCCCUUGGAGGCCUGCCUGGAGGCUGAGGAGGCUGGCCUGCCUCUGCAGGUCAUCCUGACCCCACCCGAGGCCCCAAACCUUAAAUCCGAAGAGCCAAAUAUGGAGCCUGGGUUGGGCCGGCCACUGCCCCCAGAAGUCAAAGUGGAAGAGCCCAAGGAAGAGUUAGAAGCCUCAGCCACUGGGGAGGCGGGGUUUGUCCUGGAAGCCGUCAAGGCCGAGCCCUUUGAGCCCAAGGCCGAGCCAGAAGCCCCUCCCGCGGAGGGCGUGCCAGCCCGGCUGCCCGCUGUCGUUAUGGACACUGCGGCGCCGGUGGGCGGCCUUGCGGCUUCCACAACCUCCAGCACGGAGAUCGCCCAGCCUCAGAAGGGCCGGAAGCCUCGGGACCUGGAGCUUCCACUCAGCCCGAGCUUGCUGGGUGGGCCGGGACCCGAACGGACUCCGGGAUCGGGAACUGGUUCCGGUCUGCAGGCGCCAGGCCCAGCGCUGACGCCUUCCCUGCUACCUACGCACACAUUGACCCCGGUGCUGCUGACGCCCAGCUCGCUGCCCCCCAGCAUUCACUUCUGGAGCACCCUGAGUCCCAUUGCACCCCGUAGCCCGGCCAAGCUCUCCUUCCAGUUUCCGUCCAGUGGCAGCGCCCAGGUGCACAUCCCUUCCAUCAGCGUGGAUGGCCUCUCAACCCCCGUGGUGCUCUCCCCAGGGCCCCAGAAGCCAUGACUAUCACCACCACCACCACCACCACCACCCCUUUCUGGGGUCACUCCAUCCAUGCCCUGAACUUCUCUCCAGCCAGCCGUCUCAAGGAGAAGCAUAGUUCAGCUGACAGACUCGUGCUGUGGUCAUGGUCGGGUGGGGAUUCUGAGGAAAAAGGAUCUCUCAGUAACCCUUCCACAGAAAA
Molecule: messenger RNA, 1654 nt
Organism: Kogia breviceps (pygmy sperm whale)
Lineage: Eukaryota; Metazoa; Chordata; Mammalia; Artiodactyla; Physeteridae
Gene: ELK1
Product: ETS transcription factor ELK1
Biological process (GO): regulation of transcription by RNA polymerase II; cell differentiation
Cellular component (GO): nucleus
Molecular function (GO): DNA-binding transcription factor activity, RNA polymerase II-specific; sequence-specific DNA binding
Source: RefSeq, a predicted model, not a curated record